GUUCAUUCAGUCAGUGUUCGACAAUCGACGUUGUGUGAUGUGUUCUGUCUGUCUGUUUCAUUUGUUCUGUUCGUUGGAGGUUUCCGAUCAAUAUUAAUUAAAUACAGGACGUGUUAUUUUAUGAGUUGUAUCACUUGAGAAGAUGGCGACUAUCUGUAAUAAGGAAAAUAAUAUGAAGCAGCCAACAACGUUACAAGAGGCGAUUAACGUAAUCAAAUUCUUAAAAACAGCUCAUAAGCAAGAAAUGGCUAAAAUGAAAGAGGCUUAUACGAAACAAAGUGAAAUUAUAAAAAAGCUAGAAGAAACAAGAAAGAAAGAGUUAGAAUUUCUAUCAAAAGAACUUGAAAAAUAUGAAUUAAAUUUAUCGCAAAGAACAGAAGCAGUUAAUAAGCAAUUAUCAGAAAAAGAUGAAAUUAUUAAGAAACAAGAACAAAUCAUUGAAGAUCUGAAGAAUGAAUUAAAAACAAAAGAAAAUUUAAAUGUGCCUGAAAUUUCUUUAAGCGUCGAAUCGAACUCUGACUCCGGAGUUGCUUUGGAGAAUGAGGAUAGUUCAAACAAUACCAAAGAUUCAAAGACUGCAGCAAAAGCCACGAGAAAAUGUAGUAGACGGUUUGCGGAUCCUAUAAGCUUUUUACGUCGCGUUGAUUUUUCUCCAAUGAAAUAUAAACCAAAUAAUCGUGAGGGCACAAAAAAGAAAGACGAAAAGAAAAAGAAUUUAGAUGUCCCAAAUCUAGACACCAGAGUUCUUCUUAGACAGCAAAGUAAUGAAAAACCUACUAGCGAUGAAGAAAGACAUAUUUCUGAAGAUGCUUCAUUUUCAGAUGAAACAAUGACUUCUAUCCUAAUACGACCUAAGAAACUAGACGAGAGCAUGAAUAACCACUUCUCUGAUGAUGGAAGUGAAGACACCAGUGAAGAACUUUUCGAUAGAGUGAUGAUACGAAGUAGUAUCAGAAGAUCAGUCAAAGCAAAUCCAAAAUAUAAAAAAAUAAAUCGAACAAAAUCCAAACUUUUAGAGCAAGUUAAAAUAAAUAUUGUCGAUUGAAUCAAUUAUUUGUCAUGUUUAUAAGCUCAAUUUAUUUUCAAAAAUAUCGCGAUCGCAUUUCAAUUAAAUUGAUGUGGGUUGUAUAUUAAAACAUUGCGUAUGUGAA
This is a messenger RNA of Leptidea sinapis, 1151 nucleotides long. RefSeq lists its product as uncharacterized. The record is from RefSeq and is a predicted model, not a curated record. NCBI's taxonomy places the organism in Eukaryota, Metazoa, Arthropoda, Insecta, Lepidoptera, Pieridae. The transcript has 2 exons. The coding region runs from base 143 to 1045 and encodes 300 amino acids.